This is a messenger RNA of Beauveria bassiana ARSEF 2860, 1224 nucleotides long. Its product is annotated as putative Heat-labile enterotoxin IIB, A chain. The record is from RefSeq and is a predicted model, not a curated record. NCBI's taxonomy places the organism in Eukaryota, Fungi, Ascomycota, Sordariomycetes, Hypocreales, Cordycipitaceae. Gene Ontology annotation, molecular function: toxin activity. Bases 1 to 1224 code for a protein of 407 amino acids. The transcript has a single exon.
AUGAAGCUGCUUUGGCUGUUUCUGGCCAUCUUCUCGUUCCUCGCCUUGAGCGAUGGCCGACCAUUCGGCGACAUCAGGAGCCUACUCAGGCGCGUUGAUACACCUGACCUCUGGGGCAGUGCACACAGGCCUGAUGAGCUCGAUUUUGGCAAGAAGGACGUAACAGUCGUCCUUCGCGCAGACUCUCGAAGCCCAGAGGAGAUUAGACAGGCAGGAGGGUUCUUCGCGAGGCCCGGUCCGGACACGACUUCAAGAUACAACCUGUUCAACCACAUCAUGGGCAACCUCGAAAACACAGCCUAUGUCUCAACGACUGAAGAACUCUCCGUGGCCGCCGCCUACGCCAGGAAUAUCAAACUGCACCCCAACAACAAGGAGAAGAAAGCCUACAUCUACAAGAUUCAAACUUCAUCCCGGUUCAUAGACAUGAACAGAUCGAUGCGCAUCAUGAAGGGCUCAAGUGGUGUUGAACACGUUGCUAUGGUUGGGAUCCCCUAUACAGACAUCAUUUCAUCCACCGAGGCGACAGACGCAGUAUUGGAAAACCCUCAAUCAGCUCAAUUCCAAGACAAUCCUGCUUUCAAGCCGAGAAGCAAGCCCGGAAGCACGAUACGGCCGGAAUUGGCCGUGUUUCCACCGUCGCACCCGGCCUGGAAGGCAAAGCCCUGGUCCACGUACAAGAAACCGCUUGAUCUGGUACAGAAGUUUAGCGAAGUCUUGGAUACUAUACAAGAGAAUCCCCCGAGAGAGGCCUCUACCAGUGCGGCCGAGGACAAGGCAAGAAGCAAGCAGGCCCGGAAGCAGCGCCAGCGCAAAAUCAAGUCCCAGAACAAGCCUCGUCCCGGUGCGGGCAACGAGGGCGCGACGGACGGCGGCGACGAGGGCCCCCCUGAAGACGACGGCCAGGAUGGUGAGGGCACAUCAUCCGACAGCGGGCGUCGGCUACGGGAGAAGAACCGGAAGAAGCCGACUCAGGGUUCGCACGCAAGUGAGCCGCCGGAAGACACUGGCGAUGAUGGGAGCUCUGCGGGCGAAGACAAUAGAUCCAAGGCCCAGAAAGCAAAGGAUUGGAUCCGGAAGAAGUUUGGCAAGAAGAAGAACAAGAAGACGAAGCCGAAGCCAAACCGUCCGACAAGCAGCCACAGCAGCGGCAGCGACACUUCGCACAAGCCUUGGACUAAACCGGGUCGUAAGCCUGGGCGUGGGGGUCAUAGCAAGCUAUAG